AUGGCACCAGCCGCAGAAAUGCCUCAUCCUGCGGAGCGCGAAGAGCUGAAACUGAUAAGCCUGGUAGACCAAAACGACGUCCACAAUCACAGUAACUAUGAAGUGCGAAUUUACACAGACGGUAGUAAGAUAGGAGGAGGAGUCGGAGCCUCACUGUCUAUAUGGCGGGGGGAAACUGAGACAAAAGCCCGAAAACUAACUCUACCUAAGUUCUGCACUGUCUACCAGGCGGAGCUCCUCGCAAUUUGUGUGGCAACAAGAGAAAUAAAAAACAGCAAAGCAAAUACGUUUGGGGUCUACAGCGACUCCAUGGCAGCCCUCCAAACCAUUCAGAACUACAGUUGCCUCCACCCCCUAGCAGUAGAAGCGAGAGAUAAUAUAAGAACAAUAUCUCACCAAGGCAAGAUUAUCGCUUUGCAUUGGAUAAAAGCACAUGCAGGGCUGGAAGGUAACGAAAGGGCAGACGAACUUGCCAAGGGAGCAGCUGCGGACUCCAAACGUAAACGUGACUACGACCAAUGUCCGGUUUCAUUCGUGAAGCGAAACAUCCGUAUGGCCACGCUCGACGAGUGGAAUCGGAGAUACAUUGCAGGCGAAACGGGUUCGAUAACAAAGCUGUUCUUCCCGGAUGCGCUGGCAGCGUACAAAACGGUCCGCAAAAUCGAAUUCACGAGUCCAGUGACACAAUUAAUGACAGGGCAUGGUGGAUUCUCCGAGUACUUACAUAGAUUUAAGUGCAAGGAGGACCCAUCGUGCAUAUGUGAACCCGGCAGACCGGAAAGCAUUCCGCACCUAAUAGCGGAGUGCCCUCAGUUUGGCACACAGAGACACGAAAUAGAAAACAAAAUUGGGAAAGAAAUGAAAGUAGAAAAUAUCAGUGAAAUAAUGAAAGACAAGUAUAUUAGAGACACAUUCCUAGAAUAUUGUGGAAAAAUUAUAAAAAUAGUAAUAGAUAGAAAUAAGUAG
Molecule: messenger RNA, 966 nt
Organism: Cydia amplana
Lineage: Eukaryota; Metazoa; Arthropoda; Insecta; Lepidoptera; Tortricidae
Exons: 1
Coding region: 1-966 (321 amino acids)
Biological process (GO): DNA replication, removal of RNA primer
Molecular function (GO): RNA-DNA hybrid ribonuclease activity; nucleic acid binding
Source: RefSeq, a predicted model, not a curated record